Messenger RNA from Oreochromis niloticus (Nile tilapia), 4190 nucleotides. It is a transcript of the gene ncln, whose product is annotated as nicalin. The record is from RefSeq and is a predicted model, not a curated record. Gene Ontology annotation, biological process: regulation of signal transduction. The transcript has 15 exons. Lineage: Eukaryota; Metazoa; Chordata; Actinopteri; Cichliformes; Cichlidae. Bases 131 to 1864 code for a protein of 577 amino acids. Gene Ontology annotation, cellular component: membrane.
AGAGGUCGUCCAGCUGCCCGCCUGAUCAGAAGUGGCUUCGGUUGCGGUUGGCUGGCUGUCAGUCUCUGGGAGCGGUGACAGCUGAACGGGUCGUUUUAUCUUUAGCUUUGUGCCCAAUACAGUCGCCACAAUGUUUGAGGAAGCCAGCGAGGUGUUCGAUAACAUGUUUAAAUCUUCAUUUCCCCUCACCUUCAUCGUCUUCAUCCCGGCGGUGCUGAUCCUGGUGUCUCCGCUCCCGGCCGAGGCGUCGCACGAGUUCACGGUGUACCGCAUGCAGCAGUACGACCUACAGGGACAGCCGUACGGUACCAGGAAUGCCAUCCUGAACACGGAGGCCCGUACUGUGGAGGCAGAGGUGCUAAGUCGUCGCUGUGUAAUCAUGCGGCUGGCGGACUUCUCCUAUGAUAAGUACCAGAAAGCCCUGCGCCAGUCAGCGGGGGCUGUGGUCAUCAUCCUGCCAAGGAACAUGUCUGCUAUGCCGCAAGACAUAGUGCAGCAGUUCAUGGAGUUGGAGCCUGAGAUGUUGGCUACUGAGACCAUCGUCCCCGUCUACUUCGCCAUGGAGGAUGAUGAGCUGCUGUCUAUCUACACACAGACCCUGACCUCCUCGUCCUCACAGGGCUCCUUGUCAGCAGCCGAAGUCCUGCUGCAUACGGCCACAGCCAACGGCUUUCAGAUGGUGACCAGUGGAGCUCAGAGCAAAGCCGUCAGUGACUGGGCCAUCACCAGUUUAGAGGGCCGUCUGGCUGGAGUUGGAGGAGAGGACCUCCCCACCAUCGUGGUGGUGGCCCAUUACGACUCCUUUGGUGUUGCUCCGUGGCUGUCAUAUGGAGCAGACUCAAACGGCAGUGGAGUGUCCAUGUUACUGGAACUGGCCCGACUCUUCUCCAAACUCUACACCUACAAGAGGACGCACGCUGCGUACAACCUGCUGUUCUUUCUGUCCGGUGGAGGAAAGUUUAACUACCAGGGCACCAAACGCUGGCUGGAGGACAAUUUAGACCACACAGACUCCAGUCUGCUGCAGGAUAACGUAGCCUUUGUGUUGUGUCUGGAUACUUUGGGGAACGGAGACUCUCUGCACCUCCAUGUGUCCAAACCUCCCAAAGAGGGAACCCCUCAGUAUUCCCUGCUGAAAGAGCUGGAGGCGGUGAUUACGAGUCAGUAUCCAGAGGUCAAGUUCUCCAUGGUCCACAAGAAAAUCAACCUGGCUGACGACAUGCUCGCGUGGGAGCACGAACGUUUUGGGAUCCGCCGCCUGCCCGCCUUCACUCUGUCCCACCUGCCCUCGCACCGCCUGGCUCAGCGCUCCAGCAUCAUGGACGUGCGGUCAGUGUCCCCCUCCUCUCGCCACGGAGCGGGAGAGCCCCCUGCUGGGCCUCACGUAGAUGUGAAGAAGCUCAGCAGGAACACCAAGCUGGUAGCAGAGGCUCUGGCGAGGGUCGUCUACAACCUUACAGAAAAGGGAGCACCUGGAGACCUGCAGAUUUUCACUGAGCAGAUGCAGGUGCAGGAGGAGCAGCUGUCAGCCGUGGUGGACUGGCUCACGGCGCAGCCCAGAGCUGCUCAGCUGGUGGACAAAGACAGCACGGUGGUGUCCACCCUUGAGUAUCACCUGGGACGCUACCUCAAGGAUGUCAAAAGACACUACGUCAAAGCUGACAAGAGGGAUCCAGAGUUUGUGUUUUAUGACCAGCUGAAGCAGACGAUGAAUGCUUACAGAGUGAAGCCCGCUAUCUUUGACCUGCUGCUGGCUGUCUGCAUCGCAGCCUACCUGGGGAUGGUGUAUUUGGCUAUCCAGAACUUCGGACUCCUGUACAGUGUUGUCCGUAGAAUCACUCAACCCAAGGCCAAGGCCCACUAAGGCGUGCAGCAGCGUUUAUUGCCCCGGACCCUACUGUACCCUUUUUCCUCAAAUUCAAUAAACUCUAGCCAAUAAGACACUGAGGCUGGACCGAGCUGCUGUUGUCACGAUGGUUUUCAAACCAGCAGAAUCACUUCCAUUUCCUUCGUCCCUAAUGCACAAACAAUGAUGUCAGAUCCUGUCUUGCUGCCAACUUUGACCCGUUUGGUCUCAUGGACCAGAAUAAUCAGGAAUCAUUUCAGUCUCCACAGACGUCUCUGUCAUUCAUUCAGUGUGGUCACUCAUGUUGUUUUUAACCUCUAAUGACGGGGGUUAAUCUCACAGGUCAUGAUGAGAUUGGUUGAGAUGUCACGUCGCUGCACCGAUCGCUCCUCGUCCCUCUUCUCGGCGUACUUCACGAACGUUGUGACGUCAUGUGUUGUCUCAGGCAGCUAGAGUGGGAAGCUGACCGCACAGUUUAACCCAGAAUUUCCUUUUGUCAGGAGGGCUGAUCACCAGGGAUCCAAGUCUCUCUAAAUAUAACGCUCACACGAUCAGUCGCUGACGGUUCGCCGUGUCUGAAAUCGUCUAGUGUGUAGACUCUGAGUGGAGAUGUGAGUGUUGUGUCGAGAGCGACUGGAGCGUUUCCUUUGAGUGAAACCCUCAAACACGAGUACUGUUUACGGACAUGACGCCGAUCUGUCUAAAUGAAAUGUGAAGUAGUCUUUAGAUCGUAUCUCCAAGCCUUUUCUUUUUCCCAGUGCAGAAUGAUGAGUAAACCUUUCCCAGAUGAGAACUGAAUAAUACAAAUCCCCUGUCACAUCAUUAAUGUAGUUGUGUAGUGAUAGUUUUCACGUUGGCGUGUCCUUGUUUGCUUUUCGUGCCAUUUGUUUGUUUCCUGGUGCUGUGACGUGUCGUCUUUGUCUGAUUUGCCUUUUUUAAAUCUCCAAACUGAUUUAGAGAAAUGGUCACGCUGGUGGCACGAGCUACUCGGAGAGCUUGUUUCAAAAUGUCACACGGAGCCAUGUUUUUUCUCUCUUAUCUAAUCAAUACAAUAUGCCCCUCCCCUUUUCUAAUCAGUAGAUGGGACCUUUUGCUGACUUGCAAAAAUAUGAUUUGACCAAAUCAGAUAUUUUUUAAAUCCUUGCCCUCGUCUUUGCUUUGGGUGAAAAGUGUUAAUUUGCUUUUUUUUAAAAAAAAUGUAUUUUCUCUGUUACCACAUGACCUGUGACCCCUCCCCCUCCCAAUCAGCAGACCCAUGGAGGGGGAAAUGACUGUGUGGUACAUAUGAGUUAUAAUUUAUUAAAUGGCUUUGUUUUUGUUUCGUGCACUGAAUCUGCUUCACCUCAUCUGCAACACUUGAUCUUUGCAAUGAAAGUGAAAACGGUUGUGAUUAAAAAUAAAUGAUACAUGAAAAACACUCAAAUCAUUCUUUACCCACAUGUUUUAUUUAAUGAGAAAAAAAUGAAACGAUAACAUUGGCUGAAUGGUAUUAAAAUUGUAUUACAAAAAAGCAAGUAUGAGGUUUGUUUUUAUCAAGUAGUCGUGUUUUAGAAAGUGGCCAGAUUUAGUUCAGCUGAAAACCUCGGGGGUCAUUUGUACAUCUUUGUGCAUCAACGGUCCAAAACAAAGUUAAAACACAUUUGAAAUUAAAGCGAUUUCGUUAAUCACCCUUCAGUCACACUGGUAACAAUUGCCAAAUGCACCUUUUAAUUUUGAUCUACUGAUGAACAAUAAAAAUAAUACUAAUAAAUUACAGUGCAAUGCGUAAAAAUACCUGCAGGGCUUUUUCUGGCCCUGUCACUCAGCGCUCCUCUUCGCUCAUCACCGGCUCCCACAGACACUCGCCUCAUCAGCUCGGGUGGAAAUUUUGGCACAAUCAAUUCAUGACAAAGCUUUGGGUCAAAAAGUUUGAGGCAGUUUCUGAAAGUUUGUUUCUGCCACCGAAUUUCUUUUUAUUUCAUUUUUUUGCAAUUGAAAUUUUCAUUAACUCUACCUGGCAUUUUUUUUUUUUUCAGAGGUGGAAAAAAAGUUUCCAUAUUGACCAGAAACAAUCUGAAUGUAAUUUUUGUUUGUUUAUUGGGAGAGGACGAAGCUGAGGUGCCAAGAUCAACGUGUAAUAAUCUGCUUACUGCAGUCUCUUAAAUAAGGUGACUUCUCAAACAUGCCGUUACACUGAUGAGUCUGUGGAAAGUACCCUUUGUGUCAUCACUCCCUAAAACAUUUUUAGUAACUGCAAACCAGCCAACAUACCUGAACAACAACAAAAACACCAGAUGCGACCUCAUCAGUAAGGUCGCCCUGUCAGUUAUGAUGCUUUGGCGACUGUAUGCAUACAGGGACCAAA